AUGGAUCUGAAGAUGUUCCUAGUCUUCACUGCCUUUCUGCUUCACGCUAGCUUGGGCUUCCCUAUUCAGGAGAACUAUGAAAACAGCACAACAAGUAAAAAUAACACUAAUGCAUCAUUGUUUCAGGUUACUACACAAGAGGAUAUAUAUGAAUCUCCAUCACCUACAGAGUCUGACACUGAGGAAGAAGUUAUUUUUAACAGAAUUCUGAAAAUUAACAAAGACAGCUCUCAGUACUUACAAGAAGGUGACAUAGCUCCACGAAGGAGUCGCAGUGCCAUCAACUGUCGCCAUUGCAAUUGGCCGCAGUCCAGCGAUGGGAUUGUUCGUGUGCCCUACGUCUUGGAUCCUACUUACGAGGAGAGCCACAUAAACGGGAUUCAUGAUGCCAUGGCAGAAUUUGAAGCACUGACUUGUAUUAAAUUUGUGAAGCGUAAGACAGAGCGUGACUACCUCAGCAUUAAAUCUGCUGAUGGCUGCUGGUCCAACUAUGGGAGAGUAGGAGGUGGACAGACCGUCUCUGUGAUGAAAGGAGGCUGCAUGUGGAAAGGAAUAAUUCAACAUGAACUGGACCAUGCUCUGGGCUUUUUGCAUGAACAUUCUCGAAGUGACAGGGAUAAACAUGUAAAGAUCAUGUGGGAGUACAUCAGUCCAGCUGACAGACCAGACUUCAAGAAGUUUGAAAACUCGAAUAACCUGGGUCUUCCAUAUGAUUAUUCCUCAGUAAUGCACUAUGGCCCAUAUACAUUCACUAAUACCACUGGGAAAGCAACUAUUGUACCAAUUCCUGAUGAAUCAGUCCAUAUUGGACAAAGGCAGGGACUAAGCAACUUGGACGUGGCCAAAAUCAACAAACUUUACAAUUGCAGUCGCUGCAGCACUAUUCUUGAUGCAGCAUCUGGGUCACUGAGAUCUGCGAACCACCCAAGAAAUUACUCAGAUAACACCAACUGUGUCUGGCUCAUCCGAACCCGAUCCAGAAAGAUUUCAUUGCACUUUCAAGCCUUUGAGCUGCAGACAACCAGAGGAUGUCAGGGUGAUUAUGUUAAAGUUUAUGAUGGAUCCAGCAAAUCUUCUGCACUUCUAAUGGACAAGACCUGUGGAUCAAAGUUACCCAAUGAUGUAACUGCUUCUGGUAAUCUCAUGCUCGUAGAGUUCGUCACCGAUGGUGCUGGUACAGCUUCUGGUUUUGAAGCCACCUUUACUUCUGGUAGGUCUGAGAACAAGGAGAGUGAAAAAAGAAAAACAGUCUGUGUCAAUGAGCCUUCCUCUUCACAGAGGAAAAGCAUUGUGUGAGGAACUGGUCUUUACAAAAGCCAUUACUUUCUACCUUGCCUUUGAUAUAAUGGAUCGGUCUUACAUUGGUACCAUCUAAUUCAUUCAGGCAGACG
This is a messenger RNA of Pezoporus occidentalis (night parrot), 1391 nucleotides long. RefSeq names its product astacin-like metalloendopeptidase. Lineage: Eukaryota; Metazoa; Chordata; Aves; Psittaciformes; Psittacidae. The transcript is spliced from 11 exons. The record is from RefSeq and is a predicted model, not a curated record. Gene Ontology annotation, molecular function: zinc ion binding; metalloendopeptidase activity. Gene Ontology annotation, biological process: proteolysis. The coding region runs from base 1 to 1296 and encodes 431 amino acids.